Marchantia polymorpha subsp. ruderalis is the source of this 1804-nucleotide messenger RNA. The record is from the annotation of a GenBank genome assembly. Lineage: Eukaryota; Viridiplantae; Streptophyta; Marchantiopsida; Marchantiales; Marchantiaceae.
AUAUCACAUUAUUGGAUUUAUGUACAAAACCAAAAGCGACGACACACAGUUCCACUUGACCUCUUAUGUCAAUGGCCAUUGUGAUUAAGCAGUACAGUGACAAAAAACCUCGGAGUACCAGAAAAGAUGAAGGUGGAUGGACCGUCGACUACUAGACGAACAAUGACAAGCCCUUGGGUGGGCUUGUCAUGAUCUUGGGCAGCGAAAUGAACUACGGUGCUGCAAGCAGCACAAUCGAUCGUAACGAGCAACAAAAGGAGAAGUCCUUGUCAGAUCCAUCACCGAUUGCAGAGAAGCGAGCCGCUCAAGGGUAUAGAAUGAGCUCAGGAGUGCACAUGUGUCACACCAGGUACGGUUCAGAGUCAGCACAACAGGAAAACUGGAACUGUAACAAAAGUCACGAUCUUUGGAGGUGUACCUUUGCACUCUACCUGGUCGACAAAGGAAUGUCAACCAUGACUGGACUGGGCUUCCCCGAACACAAAAUUCUUGCGUGGUGGAAAUGAUUCUUUUAAAUCGGACACGCGCGCUUCUCCCUCCGACACGCUCCAGUAUGAUGAGCGCUAGGAAUUGUAGGAAGAUCUAUGAUGGUGGCUGGGCCCGUGGCUCGCACAAAAAGUCCAGGGACGUUCCGUAUGGUAGCUCGCAACUCUGAGAGAUGCGAAAUCAAUCGUUGGCUUUCGGGGCACUUGGCGUUGCUCCGUUCACCCGACGCGGGCGAGAGGCAAAAGCUUUCCCAUCAAGGUUUCCACAAGAACCUCGUUACGCACCCAUCACAAUCCCGGGCGUGUAUAGACAUGUGACGAUUUCAACCUCUGGGCUCUUGCAACCGGGUUGACUCUGUACAGCAUUGCAGCUUCUUGGAACCCAGGAUAUUCUGAUCCCUGCUGAGAACAUUAGGCUGCGGCAGAGAUUGAGAUUCGCGAGUUUCUGCACUUGGGGAUGCGUGGGGUCCCUCGGCAAGUGCAUGGAUGGCGGCCCCCUCAAUGGACUUCAAACACAAACGAUUCUCAUUUGGACGUCAGUCCGAAGGAAGAGGAAUAAGAAAGGAAGCGGAUGACUCGCUCCCUGAAGUUCAUCGUAUACAUGAAAAUCCAUUACGUUCAAUCACUCGACGACUCCGUCACCAUCAGAAUGACGUGUGCUCACCGACUGCACAUUCCUUGUACCGAGAGGGAAAUGAGGCGAGGGGCAGAAUUAUUUCUUCAUCCGAAGGUGCAGAAUUGGUGCAGGAAUAUCCAACUCAAAAGAGCUGCAAGAUUGCGUUCUCGGCAUGAUUGGCCGAAGAACCCGAGAGACCAGCCAUGGAUUCAGGCCAUCGAGACGAGACGGGGCCAGCAUCCAUCUUCUUUGGGGAAACUCGUGGGGGGGAGCCGGAGGUGGCCGCAUCGGGCCGCCAGACCAAGGGCUCCAGACCAAAGGUCCCCGGACAGGCUACUCGAAUUUCUUCCUUGUAUGCUUCAUGAAGCCAGCGGUGAUGGUGGUGGUAGUGCCGCUGUGGUGACAGACAACAUUAGCGUUUCAGUCGCUGGCGCCGCCAGGUCAGCCGUACCGGCUGUACCAGGUCCGGAAGAAAGCCGAACGUCCCGCCGGGAAUUCUCAGAGCACGGCGAAGUUAGCCGCCAGGCACAGCGUUGACUCGUGGUCCGGCAGUCUGGACACGUGUCGAACGUCCAAAAGACGGCCGUGCGGGACUGCCCCGAGAUACGCCGGGCCAGAGGCCCGGAAGUGUGACAUGCUCCAGAGACCACUGCUGCCUGGCCUGGCCACGACUAUGUUUAGCCACCGCGACCAGGCCCGGCCG